AUGGCAAAGCUGCUCUCGCCAAAAGCACUCACACCGAAGAAGGCAGGGAAGGUGAAGAAGAAGGGUAAAUCUGUGCGCAAGGUCACGGGAAAGGUGGCAUCGAAGGCGACAAAGGGCAAAGCUGCCCCUGGCGGAGCCAAAGGCGGUGGGUGUAAAUGCAAGAUGAAAGAUGCAUACAACUCUGAAGAUGAUUCCAGAAGCAGCCAAGACUCUCAUCGGAGUUCGCCAGAUAUACCCAGCAUGGGUUCUGAAGAAGAUCUGGCCAGCGAUGAAGAUUCAGAGGAUGGCGAGAGCAUAAUUGUGAAUAAAGGGAAGGGCAAGACUGUCGCCACCACGAACGGACACAAGUCUACCAAUGGCAGUGCACCUUAA
Molecule: messenger RNA, 372 nt
Organism: Sparassis crispa
Lineage: Eukaryota; Fungi; Basidiomycota; Agaricomycetes; Polyporales; Sparassidaceae
Exons: 2
Coding region: 1-372 (123 amino acids)
Source: RefSeq, a predicted model, not a curated record